UUUUGAAUGGUCAGGUCUAGGGACUAGGGUCCAACUUGACCUCGCCCUAGCCUAGCCUGGUCUGGUAAGCUGUGGCUUUUCCUCAGACUUCCAGUCAUUCGGUGGGGUUUUCGCUUCAGUCCAGUCACGCCGGAAUUCUUUUCUUCAAAGGCAAGUCCUGCUGUAAACGAGGCCAUGUCUACCGGACUCGUUCCAUUCACAAGAGAAGAGGCAAGGUCUGUCUCAGGACCCAGUUUUAAAUCCAGUCAGAGGAAAAUGUUACACCUGCUCUUGGAGAGCGAGAAUUCUUUUACGGUCUGUCCAGAUUUCCCUAAAUCUCCAGGAGACAAACUCCUUGACUCCGCAAACCUAAGCAUUUUGUCUGGAGGAACCCCAAGACAUUGCCUUGAUCUUUUGAAUCUUAGCAGUGGGGAGAUGUCUGCCACUCAGUUUACCACGUCUGCCAAUCUUCAUGAAACUGGACCCUUGGAUUCUUCAGGACCUCAUGAAGUACAGUUAGUUGGGAAGAAUCAUCCCCAGGACCUUAUGAAAGGUAUCCCAGUACAGCUUCUUUGUAGUACUCCAAAUGCUUUGGACCAUGGCCACAGAAGGAAAGAUGCAACAUACAGCAUAUCAGCAAAUAAAGAAAAUGUUAAUACUACUCUGGAGUGGCAGGUACCUGGGACCCUGAGGUUUCAAAGCAGACCAGGAGAUCCUCUUGUGUCUCCCCUUUCAGUGCUGGACAAUAGAAAUUUGGUGGAAAAUGAAAUGAAAUAUCUGGGCAGUCCCAUUACUACAGUUCCAAAACUGGUUAAAAAUCUAAAGCUAGAAGAUCAAGAAGAGAUUUCAGAUGAACUGAUGGAAUUUUCUCUGGAAGAUCAAGAAGGUACCAAGUGCUCAAGUCUAAAAACAAUAGUCUCUCUAUGUGACAUUAAUGUCACUCAGAUGGAAGAGGAAGAUUCUUACCAGGGGCAUCUGAUUGGUAAUUUCUCCAGGGUGUGUGUGCUGCCAACCGUGUCAGGGAGGCACCAAGAUCUGAAGUACAUCAACCCAGAAACAGUAGCUGCUUUACUGUCUGGAAAGUACCAGGGUCUGAUUGAGAAGUUUUACAUCAUUGACUGCCGCUACCCAUAUGAGUAUCUGGGAGGACACAUCCAGGGAGCCUUAAACUUGUAUUGUCAGAAAGAACUGUAUGACUUCUUUCUGAAGAAGCCUGUUGUCCCUCUGGACUUCCAGAAAAGAAUAAUCAUCAUCUUCCACUGUGAAUUCUCCUCAGAGAGAGGUCCCCGAAUGUACCGUUUUCUGAGAGAAGAAGACAGGGCUCUGAACAAGUAUCCAGCAUUACACUACCCAGAGCUGUACAUCCUCAAAGGGGGCUACAGAGACUUCUUUCCAGAAUAUAUGAAGCUUUGUGAACCACAGAGCUACUGCCCUAUGCAUCACCAGGACCACCAGGCUGAGCUGCUGAGAUGUCGAAACCAGAGCAAAGCUCAGGAAGAGGAAUGGCAGCUUCAGGAGCAGAUUGCCCUCCUGGUGAAGGAUGUGAGCCCAUGAUAGUGGAUGAGCUACUGUCAGUGAAGGAAUCACAAAAGAUAUUAGAGAGAUCCUACAUAGAAAGAGGCCAUCUUCUAUUGAUUAAACCUAUGAUUGUUAAAAAAUGUCUUGCAGGUGGCUGUGGUGGUCCAUGCUUUUAGUCCUUGGGAGGCAGAGGCACGUGAAUGUCUGUGAGAUCAAGGCCAGCCCGGUCUAUAUAGAUAAUUCCAGGCUAGCUGAGGCUACAGGGAGACCACAAACAGAAAACAUCCUCAUCCACAUAGGAAGUUCAAGGCCAACCUGAGCUACAUCAGACCCUGUCUGAAACAAACAAAUUUCCUUUUUUUCAAUGAUUUUGAUGCAUGCUGAGGCUUAAGAACUAUUGAUCUAGAAUUAUGGGAAACUUUUUUUUGACAGAGUCUCCCUAGUCCCAGCCCUUCUGGAAGUCACUAUGUGAACCAGGCUGGCCUUGCUCUCACAGAGAUCUGCCUGCCUCUGCCUCCUG
Nannospalax galili (Upper Galilee mountains blind mole rat) is the source of this 2017-nucleotide messenger RNA. It is a transcript of the gene Cdc25c, whose product is annotated as cell division cycle 25C. Gene Ontology annotation, molecular function: protein tyrosine phosphatase activity. NCBI's taxonomy places the organism in Eukaryota, Metazoa, Chordata, Mammalia, Rodentia, Spalacidae. Gene Ontology annotation, cellular component: nucleus; cytoplasm. The transcript has 14 exons. The record is from RefSeq and is a predicted model, not a curated record. The coding region runs from base 175 to 1533 and encodes 452 amino acids. Gene Ontology annotation, biological process: G2/M transition of mitotic cell cycle; protein dephosphorylation; positive regulation of G2/MI transition of meiotic cell cycle.